AUGCACCAUUCUUCUGAGUACUUCAAUCUCAGCACUGGUAUACGAGAACCAGCUAUUCAGGAUUUCGCUCAAAUGUUGCCCGAGCUGUUGCAAGCCUUUUUCAUGCCUCCCAACAUGUUCAUCGUUCAUCGCACUCUGAACCUUACUUAUCAAUUCUGGAUCCAUACAACUGUUGUACCUUACCUUGGUCCUCUUGAAUACUUCAUUAACACUCCUUCGAGCCACCGUGUCCACCAUGGCAGAAAUCCAUAUUGCAUCGAUAGGAACUAUGGUUGCGUCUUGAUUAUUUGGGACAGGUGA
Molecule: messenger RNA, 300 nt
Organism: Cooperia oncophora
Lineage: Eukaryota; Metazoa; Nematoda; Chromadorea; Rhabditida; Trichostrongylidae
Source: the annotation of a GenBank genome assembly